Messenger RNA from Hypanus sabinus (Atlantic stingray), 9725 nucleotides. Its product is annotated as hepatic and glial cell adhesion molecule-like. The transcript has 7 exons. Lineage: Eukaryota; Metazoa; Chordata; Chondrichthyes; Myliobatiformes; Dasyatidae. The coding region runs from base 7084 to 8043 and encodes 319 amino acids. The record is from RefSeq and is a predicted model, not a curated record.
AGCAGGAAUCCUGCUUUAGUGACUUAGCACUAAUUUUUCCUCACAGUUCCUGUUGAUGAAGAUUUCAGAGAAAAAUUCCAUUCUGAUAAAAUGAUUUUCAAGGGAUGAGAGUGAUCGGAAAACUUUUCCCUUCCACCUGAUUCCCACACACCAAUAGCCUCCCCAACUUUUCACUACCCCUUUGACCUACAUGAAGAUGCAAUGACAACACCUCCCUUCUGAGCUUUCCACUGAAUUAGCACUUAUUGUGCAUUCUAGCAGUUGGUAAAUAAGGAACACCAAGAAUGUAAUUACCAGCAUCUAACCUAAUUCUAUACUUAAAUAGUUUAAAGUCUUCUUGUUAUCCCUCACCUAGCAAGUUCAGCUUAUGCAGUCCUUUCAUAACUCUGAUUUAAUCAUAUCUUAAAAUCAAAUCUUUUCAAAAUUGAAUAGCUGCUUACAGUUUCAAUCAGUCCAGACAACUGAGUGUCUUUAAAGCAGAUACCAUGCAACCAGACUUUGUAUAUCCAGUAAUAAUCCAAUAUUUCUAUCGUUGACCUAAAACCAAUAUAUUAUAAUUUAAAUGAUAUAAGGAGAUGGAGUGGGUCGAUUAAAGCACCAAGGAAGAUUGAAAUCAAAGAGGGAGUUGCAGAAGGCAACCGAGUGUUUAGUGCCACAUACCAACCUCUCACCCUCUGCUGCCGGAGAAGGUGUCUGUGCUGGUCUCUCACUUGCUGCUCCCGAGGGAAGGUCCUCGUGGGCAAAUGAUCUCUCUCUCCCUCUGCUGUUGGCAGAUGGUGCCAGAGCAAGAUUUAAUCGACUUGGGUUGUAGAUUUGGACUGUAAUUCAGAUUUAGGAUGUGUUCUAGUUUCCAGUUCUCCCAUAAAGCUGCGACUGGUGAAACACCCGGGCAACAGUUGUUGUACGUGCAGUCUCUCCCAUCUCGGCCACUGAAGCUUGAAACUCCUCCAGAGUUGUCAUAGGUCUCUUGGUGGCCUCCCUGUCUAGUCCCAUUCUUGCAUGGUCACUCAGUUUUUGAAGAUGGCCUGCUCUGGGCAGAUUUACAGCUGUGCCAUAUUCUUUCCAUUUCUUGAUAAUUAACUUAACUGUACUCCAAGGGAACUGACUUGGAAAUGUUCUUGUAUCCAUCUCCUUACCUGUGCUUUUCAAUAACCUUUUCGCGGAGUUGCAUGGAGUGUUCUUUUGUCUUCAUGGUGUAGUUUUUGCCAGGAAACUGACUCACCAGCAGUUGGACCUUCCAGACACAGGUGUGUUUUUGCUACAAUUAAUUGAAACACCGUGACUGCACACAGGUGAUCUCCAUUUAACUAAUUGUGUGACUUUGAAAACCCAUUGGCUGCACCAGUGAUGCCUUGGUUUCAUAUUAAAGGGGGUGAAUAUUUAUGCAAUCAAUUAUUUUGUGUUUUAUAUUUGUAAUUAAUUUAGAUCACUUUGUAGAGUUGUUUUUCACUUUGACAUGAAAGAGUACUUUUCUGUCAAUCAUUGUUUAAAAAAAGCCAAAUUAAAUCCACUGUUAUUCAAUGUUGUAAAAUAAUAAUACAUGAAAAGUGGUGAAAACAUAAAAGGUGAAUACCUUUUAUAGGCACUAUACCUAAUAAAGUGGUCGCUGAGUGUUAAAUAUAAAUUCCAACUAUUUGUUCUCAUAACUUGUCAAUGAGAUAGACAGGCAAAGACAUACAAAUUGCUCACUCUAUAAGCAUGCAGUUAAUGUCUCUUUGUCAAUGUUUCUAAAAUAGAUCACACUAAAAUUUAUAGAUUGUGACAAUAACUUUAUUUUAGAAGUAUUUAAUUGUGAAGUGCCCUGGGCUAUGUAAGAUUCAAUAGAAUUUGAAUUUGUAAUCACUUAUUAGUUCAACUCUCCAGAUCAGUAGCCAGUUUCAAAGACUCUACCAUAACCAGCUAUAGUUAAAUUACAGACUGUUCAGCGGCAGACAGAUCAUGAGCAGGUGUGUUUGAGUCAGCCAGUACCUGAAAAUAACCAAGAUUUCAGAGAAACAUGGAUAAUUUUAUAAAAUGGUGUUGAAAGAAUCACAAGCAGUAUAUGAAUUGACUAAUGAAGUAUAUUAAGCAAUAUUUUAAAGAUAAAGCAUUGCAGGUGAUACUGCUGCUGUCUUCAGUUGUUUGGAUAGAUGAGUGUGAUCACCAACAGGCAUAUUUGCAGUAAGUGUAAGCAUUUCAAAAAACAUCAGCUUGGAGUUGCUGAGCUUCUGAGGAAGUGUGAGCAUUAUGUAGCGUCAGGGAGGGAUAAGAAUUAUCUGAAUUAUUUAAACAUAGAAGGGCCUUCGGCUCACAAUGUUGUGCUGAUGUUUUAACAUACUCUGAGACCAAUAUAACCUGUCCCUCCUACAUAGCUCUCCAUUUUUCUUUCAUUCAUGUGCCUCGAAAAGUGUCUCUUAAAUAUCCCUAAUGUAUCUGCCUGUACCACUAACCCUGGCAGUGCAUUCCACACACUUACCACUCUUUGUGAAAAAAAUACAUAUUCCUCUGACAUCACCCCCUAUACUUACUUAACUCAGCAGAUCAGGCAACAUCUACGGAAAUGAAUAAACAGCCAACUCCUGAAGAAGGGUCUCAGCCUGAAACCUCGACUGUUUAUUCAUUCCCAUAGAUGCCACCUGACCUGUUGAGUUCCUCCAGCAUUUUGUGUGUGUUGCUUUGGAUUUUUACAAGCUGCAGAAUUUCUCGUUAUGCCUUAAAAUUAUGCAGCCUCCUAUUAGCCAUUUCUGGUCUGGGAAAUGGUCUCUGGCUGUCCACUUGAUCUAUGCCUUAUCAUAUUGUACACCUCAAUCAAGUUACCUCUCACCCUCUUUUUCUCCAAAGGGUAUCCUCCUAAGACAUGCUCUCUAAUUCAGGCAGCAUCCUGGUAAAUCUCAGUACCCUCUGUAAAACUUCCAUAUCCUUCCUUAAUGUAGGCGACCAGAAGUGAACAUGAUAUUUCAAGUGUGGUCUAACCAGAUUUUCAUGGAGCUGCAACAUUACAUCACAGCUCAAACUCAAUCCCCUGAAUAAUGAAAGCCAGCACACCAUAUGCUGCCUUAAUCACCUGAUCAACUUGCAUGGCAACUUUGAGGGAUAUCAGGAUAUGGACCCUAAGAGGUCCAUAUAAAAAUAUAAGGGUAAAUAUCUUUGAAUCCUGUUAGGAACCACAAGCAAAUUGUCAUAACCUGAUCAGAACAAAUAAUUAAAUGCAUAAGUCUAAGAGUGGUGAAGAAGGAAGGAACAUUGGUCAGUGCUACACUGGUAUCAGUACUUGGGGACAGGAGUACAACUUUGAUGAGAUCAGCUCCUUCAUCCAAGCUGAGUACCAGAGAUUCAAAUAACCAAACUUUAAAUUAAAAAAAGGAAGAGGAAGCAGCAUUGAGGUGAGGUAAAAUUUUACGUUAAAAAGUGAUCAACUAGUUGAGUUGUGUCAUUACAACAACUUUGCCCUCUACAUCAGUAAGACUAAGGAAUUGAUUAUGGACUUCAGGAAGAGGAAGUCGAAGAAACACACCAGUCCUCAUCAAGGGAUCAGCAGUGGAAAGGGUGAGCAGUUUCAAGUUCCAGGGUGUCAGCAUCUCUGAAUAUCUAUCCUGAGACCAGCAUUGUGAUGCAAUUGCAAAGAAGGCACGAGUGACCAUAUUUCAUCAAGAGUUUGAAGAGACUUGGUAUAUCAUGAAAGUCUCACCAAUUUCUACAGAUGUACCAUGGAGAGCAUUCUAACUGAUUGCAUCACCACCUGGUAUGGGGUGGGAAGUCACCGCACAGGAUCAGAAAAGGCUGCAGAAGGUUGCAAACUCAGCCAGCUCCAUCAUGGGCACCUUCUUCCCCAGCAUUGAGGACCUCUUAAUAAGGCGAUGCUUCAAAAAGGUGGCAUCCAUCAUUAAGGACCCCCAGCACCCAGUGCAUGCCCUCUUCUCAUUGCUACCAUCAAAGUGGAGGUACUGGAGCCUGAAGACACACACUCAACAUUUUCAGAACAGCCUCUUCCCCACUGCCAUCAGAUUUCUGAAUGGACAAUGAACCCAUGUGCACUACCUCACUAUUUUUAUUUUCCUUUUUUGCACUACUUAUUUUGUUUAAAAUAUAUAUUUCUUAUUGUAAAAUAAUUUUUAUUAUGUAGUGCAGUGUACUGCCACAAAACAAUGUAUUUCAUGAUAUAUCCCAGUAAUAUUAAUUCUGAUUCUGAGAAGCAAGUCAUGGAUACUACAUCAACUACUAACAUCAAAAUUGCAGAUAUAUUCCCAGCUACAGUUCAACACCAUGGUACAGGAGAGGGUCCAUAUUUGCCAAAAUGCUAAUACACAAAAGGCUCCAGACACAUGCAUGUUCAAUCAAACCUGAUAGAAAAGCAAAUAAAAAAAAAUGCAAACACUAAUGUGUGUACAGUACUGGGAAUGAAAGAAGUUCAGAUUUCAUGGUAACAUUUAUGUGCUGAGUCCAUGAGAAUGGAGAUGCAAAAAUAGGAUAUUGGAGAGUGUGUGUAGUAUAUAGUACAUUAAUAUUCAGAAAAGUUUAUGUAAAUCACUUGAUCUCAAUGCAAAAUACCCAAGAGAACUGUGAGAAAGAUUGUGAGUUUUGUUACCAGUUUGAAGUGCAUCUUUAAAUUAUGAAAAGUCAACAUAGAACAUGAAACUCUCAAUAUGCCCAGACAUAGAUGCUAUGUCAACAUCUGUUGAGUCUUUUAAGAUCAAUUCACUGUGGACUUAUACACUGAGGAGUUCAAGAGAAUAAGCCUGCAACUAACAUCCACAAAGCAGAGGUCCUUUGUCAACAUGCUCCAACAGCACCACAUUGCCCACCCUACCCCACCCCAACAGCCCCUCCCAAAGGUAAGGAUUCACAAUGACACAACAGACAUCAAUGGUAAAAUCCACUCCACCUUCAAUGUACCAAAGCAGUCUUUGCCACUUGAGGAGAUGUUUGAGCUCUGUUGAUCAGCAGUAAUCCCAAUCUCUACAGGAAUAUGAACUGCCUAGAGCAGGGCAACUCAAAAGAACUGGAUGGAAAUGUACUUCCAAUACAGUCUCCAUAAAACAUUGCAAUUACUUGGAAAGAUGAGUAAACUAAUGAGUAACUCUUCGAUCUGACCAACAUCAAGGUUCUAAUUACAUUCAGCCCAUCUCAUUGAGCAGGCUCUGUAAUCUGAAUCCCUACUUCAGAACCCUGAAAUAGACACUGCAGGCUCUGUAAAUGUAAGUAAUUUCUAGGAGCAUAUCAAAAACACUUAAAGAAUGUUCUCAAAUCUCUCUUGAAAAGAUGUCUCAUCCUCUCUGAUUGAGGUUACUCAUGACAACUCAGAAUUGAGAAGGAGAUUUGGGAAUGCACUGAUCAACCUUUGGCCUCUUCAGUGGAGUUUGUGAUGGUCAUGUGAAAUUGGGAGCAAUCAACUUAUUCAUGCGAUCGAAGACCUCUUACCCCAUCCAUGGCAGAAUAUGCAGAUCCUGUACAAGUCCCAGCAGCUUUACCAGCAUAGAGGUGAGCCAGAACAGUUUAAAUUUGUUUGCAGGUUAGAAUGUGUUAGGAGUAAAUAAAAGGAAGGUAGGCUAUAGCAGAGUUGCCAUUUUGGCUGCUUUCCAGUCUGAUGUGCUUACCUCAAUGCAGGGGUAUUAGAGGUAAGACACGGCCCUGAUCAGUGCAUGAAAGUAUGACAUGGUUUUGCAAGGGACAGGACUGGCAGCUCAACAUUCAAGAUUUUGAUGUUUCAGACAUGACAAAGGAAUUGGAGAUGAAGGAGUUGCAUCUUUGAUCAAAGAUAACAUUGCAACUGCACUCAGAUGGAAUACUGGGGGGUCUCAUCACUAAGCCAAUAUGGGAGGCAUAGAUAGGGUGAUGAUGAUGAUGAUGACGUUGACUCAGGCCUGAGAGGCCGGCGUUGGGCAUUUUCAUGCCUUACAAGGCGCGGAACGAAAGACUGUGGUGUGCCACUCCUCAAACAGACAUUUCGCAGUAUUUUACUUUAUUUUACGAGAUCGAGCUCAACGCUCAACCCUGCACAGAUGGAAAGCAUACUCGAGAACGGCACGACUGGAUUCGAACUCGGGAACCUCCAUUCCGGAGUCCGGCGCUGAUGUCACUACGCCACCAGACGACUUAGAUAGGGUAGAUAGUCAGAAACUUGAUCUCAGGCUAGAAAUAUCCAAUGCUAGAGGUGAAAGGGGGCAGUUUUAAAGGACAUUUGAGGAGCAAGUUUUUAUUCACACAGAGGAUGUUGGGUGCCUGGAACAUGCUACUGGAGGUGGUGGUGUAAGCAGGUACAAUAGUGGCAUUCAAGAUUUACUGAAACAGGUACGUGAAUAUGCAGAAGGUGAAGGGGUAUGGAGCAUGUGCAGGCAUAAGGGAUUAGUUUAAUUUGACAUCAUAAUUGGCACAGAGGUUAUGGGCCAAAGGGCCUGUUCCUCCACUGUUCUAUGAUAUUCCAGCCACCUCAGAGCUAAGAGAAAUGGAGGUGAAGCAAGUCAUUCCUAUCUCCAAAGACUUGCACCAUGUUAGGUAACCUGCAAAAUCUUACCAUGUAUACUAUCAAGCAUUUAUAUACAUAGAUGGAAGAAGAGUUUGUCAAACAUAUGAAAUAGAUUUUUUAAAAAUCUAAUGAGAAACGAGGGUUGUCUGUAUCUAGAAAUGGUGGGGAGUGGGAAGAAAAAAGCUUGGAACUGAGAAGGAGGAGCUGUAGUUUUUUUUUAAGUGUUUGCAUGUAAGAUUUCUAUUCGAACAAACAGGAAAUAAUGUCUUUCAUCUCUGCUUUGCACUAGAAAUGAUGCACUAUCCAGCUCGUAACUCCAGCCUGCAAAUUAUGCUGAUGUUAGCAUUUGCAUAACAAGAAUUAGGUAAAAUGCAUUGCACAUUUUAUUUCAGAAAGAUACUGAGAGCAAAGCCAAAGUAUUGCAAACGCUGGAAGCCUGGAAUACAAAUAGAUUGAUAGAAAAUAGGUCAGAUAGCUUCUGCAGAGAAAAUAAAGCAGUUCAUGUUUCACCUUUUGAGUUGUGAAUGAGGUUCAGCACUCUUCAGUUGUAACUCUGGCUACAUGGUGUGACUUGGUUUUCAGGACGCUGUGAGAAGUUGUUUGAUUAGGAAUUCUUCCUUUGGGAUGGGCAAAUCAGAGCCAUGCAGUUUUCAAAGGGAUUUUUGACUUUAUACUUAAGCUUGAUGCUUGGAGUGCUGCAGAAAGCAUCUACAAGUCUAGUGACUGGAUUCCUGAAUCAACCCAUCUAUCUUGCAGUGGAAGAUACAAUGAAUUAUUCAAGCCCAGUGCAAACCAUCAGCUGGAAGAUAGGAUCAGUGAAGAUAGUCGAAUACAUUUCACUCGAUCCACCAAAAGUCUUUCCUCAAUUUGAGUCACGUGUGACUUACUUUUCAGAAAACAACUCGCUGUUCAUUCACCAGCUGAGUCUUCAGGAUGAAGGUCAUUACAUUAUAACAACAUCGUUAACAUCUGGAACAGAAUCUCAUUCAUCCAUCAACCUGAUGGUGCUAGUUCCAGUUUCACAGCCCAACAUUACCGUACAGAUUGAAAAAUUACCCUCUCCAACGUUGACCAUGAACUGUACAGUCAAAAAUGGCUCUGAUCCCCAAUUCUCCUGGAUAAAGGACAACAAAAUCCUUGUGACUAACCAACAUCGAAUGUCAACUGACAACCACAGUUUACGGAUCACCAACAUAAAGAACUCAGACUGUGGAAUUUACACCUGCUUUGUCCAAAACCCAGUCAACAGAGUGGAAAAACAACAACUGAUCUCAGCCGAACAUUUCCAGGAAUGUUUGCAUCCAUUAUCUUGGGUUCCGGUUCUGUUCACCACUCUGGCAGUACUUUGUGUGGUCGGAAUCCUUGCUGUUGUCUUCACGGUCAAGAGGUUCAAAGGAAGGCAGGAGGAUGAUGUCCAACAUGAACAAGGAAAAGACAAUAUGCCUGAUGUUGGGGAGGAGUCCCAGGAUGCCCAGUACUCCAAUCUGCUUCUGGACAACACCCAUGGUAAUAAACAGGAGGUUAAUUCCACUUACUGCAUCAUUGGAGCACCCCCUGUGAGCCCUGUUGAAACUGAAGGACACUGUUCAUUUCAUCUUUGAACUUGAUGCUUCUCAGUUCACUGAGCAGAACUGACUGGAAAGAGCCUGAAGUGAGGGUUUACAAAGACAAACAGAUUUACUGAAACUCGUUAGGCUGUCCUGUGGGGAAUGAAACUGCUAAAGAAUGGAAAGCAUUGGGUACAAAGGCACGAGUCUCCCAAAUGUAGGCUCAGCCUCCUUCAUCACUGCUGAUUAGGGAGCAGCAGAUCUGGAUCUAUUCUCUCUAUCCUCCACAAACAGCAAGGAGAGAUGCUAAGUUCUUCAUCUGCUUAAUGAAACAAUCUUCAGAGGAGGGAAAAAGGGUGGUAAUUAUCUCCAGUUCUCAGCUCUGCCUGGAGAUAGUCUGAGGAACAUAAAGGCCCGGAAACUGUUGGAAUGGAUUUCUGCUCUCUUCCCCUCAACCCCCCUCAUAUUCCCCCCACUGGAAAUUCCAACAAAUAAAGAUUAAUCAACUUUAACAGAAAGCAUUACUAAGGUGCUUUACACCAGAUUGCGAUAUGCCAGAGAUGUUGACAACCAAUCAAAUAUCUUUAUGUACAGUCACAGUUAUAACGAGAAGUAACAGCCGAUUUACAAAGUGCGAGAUCUCUAUAUAUAUAAUGAUCAGAUAAUUUGCAAUGAUUUGGUUGAGAUGAUUCAUGUCAGGUGUUCAUGUGGUUUGACUCGCACAUAUUCUGUAUAUAUCAAUCUGAUUUUGUUUGAGCUACUCCAAUUGUUGGCUAUAAUUAUAACCCAAUGACCUUUGGGGUGCUACCAUAGUUGAUGUCAUCUAUGAAUGGAGUGUUCAAUCAUUCUGCUUUUGGGAAAAAAGGGUUAGGAACAGAAAAUGAUAAGAUAAACAGUGUAACAAUGUGUGAUCAUAUUACUGUGAAUGUGUUUUUAAUACCACUAUGAUGGGCAAUAAUUAUUAAUGAGUUUGUGCAGUGUGUAGGUGUGUUCAUUGCUGAAUGUUUGUGUCUGAGUCCAUAAGCAAGUGUAGUUUACAAAUAGGGAAGAACUUUGGUGUCCAAUGGCAAGUUUUGUUAGCAUGCAUUUGUGAGUUGUUAAAUUGUGUGUGCAUUCAUAAGUUAUACAGAACAGAAAGAAGGCCUUUGUCCUGAACUUCCAUGCCAACCAAGAUGCCCAUUUAUGCUGAACCCAUUUGCCUGCAUUUGUCUCAUAUCUCACGAAACCUUUCCUCUCCAUGUAUCUGUCCAAAUGCUUUUUAAACAUUGUAAUUUUACCUGCCUCUCCUACUUCAUUCGACAGCUUGUUCCAUGCAUCUAGCAGACUAUGUGAACCUUGUCCCUCAUAUCCCCUUUAAAUCUUUCCCCUCUCACCUUAAACCUAUCCCGUCUAGUUUUAGUCAUUCUUACCAUGGGAAACAGACUCUCUAUCCACCCUAUGCCUCUCAAAAUUUUAUACAGACAUAUCAUGUUUUCUUUCAAGCUCUCACUCCAGGGAAACCAGAUACAGCCUAUCCAAUUUUUCCUGAUAACUCAAGCCCUCCAAUCCGGGUGAUAUCAUUGUGAACUUUCUCUGCACACCCUCUAACUUAAGCACAUCCUUCCUACAGCAUGUUGACCAGAACUGCACACAAUACUUCAGAAGCGUCCUCCGCAACAUUUUGUAUGACUGUGUGUUUCUGCUCAUGAGUUUGUGUGAAGCUGAAUGGCAGAGUCAGAGCUGGUUACAUGUCCUCU